Dioszegia hungarica is the source of this 2436-nucleotide messenger RNA. RefSeq lists its product as uncharacterized. The record is from RefSeq and is a predicted model, not a curated record. Bases 1 to 2436 code for a protein of 811 amino acids. Lineage: Eukaryota; Fungi; Basidiomycota; Tremellomycetes; Tremellales; Bulleribasidiaceae. The transcript has 10 exons.
AUGUCCCACUUCGAUCUGGGGCAGCCCAUCGGCGGCGGCGGACACAGCUCUGGCUCGUCCUCCUCCGAGCUUCACUCCGCGCCAGUGCUCGUCGAAGCUGCAGAGGCAAAACCAUUACCUCCCCCGCCUUCACAACCUGUCCCUGUUGCGCACCCUGUCCCAGCCCAGGUCCCGCAGCAACAAUAUCAGCAAGCCCCACCAGUCCAGCAGACGCCAUACCAGCAGCCACAGCACCCAGACGUAAUCUCCGACUCGCACCCGUCCACAGCGGACAACUCGGGCGGUGCCCACCCCGCCACAUCCACUAUCGACCCUAAUGUCCCUUCCUCCAUGUCUGCGCCAACGGCUCUGCCUACCGGACCUGACACGAACCCAUCGGAGCAGAAGGAAGCGAUGAAGAAAACUGGCCCGAAAGCCGCUGCUCGGGAGGUGGAGAAGACAAAAGGAGCCGAGAGGGAGAUCAAAGGGGAGCCGGUGGGCGGGACAAUUGUUAAGGGCGUGGAGGAUGAUAGGCUGUACGCCAUGCUGAGGCGCUUCGACGUCGAUAUCACGCAUGUCCUCCACCCAGCUUCCAAACUCCCCUCCACCGAGCCUGACCUGCGUAUCUCCCUCCUACCCAACCUUCCCUCUCACUCCGAAGUCAUCAAAUCCAACCUCGAGCGCCUCAUCGCCGCCGUCGGACCCUCCUCCGUCCGUGGCGCGCGCGAGAUGGGCCGUCUCAUGUCGUGGUCGCCAGAAGAACGCGCCCGGACAGCCAGCUAUGCGCUCUCUUACUUUAUCUGCUGGGCUUUCGGGUAUGCCGUGGUGGGCGUGUUUGUCUUUGGGGCGGUGGUCAUGUGUUUCCCUAUGACAAGGAGGAUGCUAUUCCCGCCGAUCCCGCCGGCGCCGUAUACCCCUCCGAGCGCGACCGACCCGACUAACCAGAAAGGAGACGAGAGUCUUCUCGGGACGACGGAUAGUGCCGCGGCGCACAGGAGUAAGGCGGAACAGGCGGAAGAGCAGGCGUUUGAGGCGAGGUCGAUCUUGCAAGCGUUCACUACUCGUUUGGUCUUUGAUGGCUCCAAGAAAGGCCGGAAUGCGGGCAAUGCCCAAGUCGGCGAAAAAGUCCUUGACACCUCCGACUCGGAAUCGGACGACGCAGACGACUCGGACGUCCUCGCUCCCGCUGGGAACGCCGACGGGUCCAAGCCGCACGGGCAAGGCGAAGAGAGCGCGGAUAUCGUCAUUGGCGGCGAGAAGAUCAAGCAUGAUUCCAAAAAGACGGAAAAGCAAAAGAAGAAGGCUGCGCAGGCGGCGGCCAAGAAGAAGAGGGAUGAGCUCGUCAGUAAGAUGACGAAGGGGACUCAGGAUGGAUUGGGGGCUGCGGCGGAUAUGAUUGAAAGGUUGACCAACGCACUCUCUCCUCCGACGUGCUAUCCCGACCGCCUGGCCCGCUUCAAAAUGGCCGGCGCGUUCCUCAUCCCCCCUGCGCUCCUCUUCCACUUUGUUCCCGCAUGGGUCUUUGGGCGCGCCGCCACUUUCCUGUUUGGUGUCGGCAUGUUUGCGCAGCCGGUAUUGAUCAGAGUGGGCAAGGAGGUGGUUGCCAGAUUACCGCCCAACUGGCAGGAACUGGUGGAUAUUCGGAACUCGAUCUUGUCAGGCGUACCUACCGAUGCUCAGCUCACGCUGCACCUCCUACGAGUUGCCGAAUCGCUCGACAAUCCUCUUCCUCGAGCCCCUGCCGCGCCUCUUGAAGGAUCGCCCAAGGAGGCCAUCAAAGACACCUCCCCCGAAAAAGUCACCGAAGACGACGACGCCGAGAUUGAACAAGCUAUCAACGAAGGCUCGAAAGCCGAGGAGAUCAUGGUCAAGGCCAAAGUCAAGACCAAGUCGCAUGUCCUCGGGGCGUUCAAGGGGAUCGGGAAGAAGAUGGCGGGGUUCAGGGGUGAUGUUGCUGUGGAUGGGGAGCAGAAGGUCGUGAGUUCCUCUCUUCGUUGCAAUCGUAUCGGUGCCAAGAUUGACAAGACCGUCUUCCAGGGCGGUGCGGAAGAUACCGGCGAGAUCGACUCCUUCCCCGCCAAGCUCAACGGCACGUCCGGGUACAUCAUCCUCGAGAGCCGGAAUGAUAUCCUGCCGGCGCCGCAGGUCAGCUUCGUCGCUGCGAGUGGGACUGGGAAGGAGCACUUUGUUUGGCCGAUUGAUGAUAUCGUGGAAAUUAAGAAGAGCCACGUCACCGCCACCCGCCUCGCCCUCGGUUGGGUCUCAGGCGCCGAAAUCGAAGGACUCGGCCUCACUAUCCGCUUCAAAACUCGGAAACAGCUCAUCAUUGAUCAGAACAAGACGUCUGCGGAGGGCAGGCUGGAUGGGACGACAUUCGAGUUCACGAAGGUGGCGAGGAGGGAGCAGCUGUUUGUCCGGUUGGUGAGUAUGGGCGCGCAGCGGUGGGAGGUGUUGUAA